AUGGAGCGUCGCCUUCUCAAUCGCUUGAAAGGGUUCUUGAGUUUUCGCCUAGCCGUUUGUGUAUCACUGUUCGGGAGAGAGGAUCGCCGUUCAUUGGAAGGUGGGUUGGCACUGUGCUGUGUGGAUGUUGUAUCAGUGGACAAAGAAUGCCGUUUCCUGCUGGCUUUGGUUUUCUUCUUCUUGCCUUGUCCUCCUGUUUUCUUGCUUUGUCCUGGUGCCAUAAUGGAAUGUCUCCUUGCAUACAGUGAGUUUCUGUAUGAGCUGACAUCGUCGUCAUUGGUGGUUGAGUGUCUUGUCUGUGGCAUUGAAGGGGCUGCUCUUAGUUUGUUUCUUCAAAGUUUAUGGAUUUUGAUGCCUGAUGAUGGCCUUGGCUGGAAGCAGGUCCAGCCAUGGCGCGACUGGGAAUCGGGACCAGUGAUCUUUAAGAUCUGUGGAUCAGAUAAGUCGUGUUUACGAUCAGUGACGUCAGUUUCAUGA
Messenger RNA from Seminavis robusta, 477 nucleotides. Lineage: Eukaryota; Bacillariophyta; Bacillariophyceae; Naviculales; Naviculaceae. The record is from the annotation of a GenBank genome assembly.